GGAAGAAGGGCGUGGAAGUCCGGUUCCCGCCUCUGCAUGAGCGGCGCUACAGUCCAGUUCUCGCCUCCCAGAAGGCGAGACGCUACCGGCGAUGUUUUGUGACGUCAUCUCCGCGCGUCGCCGUAAACGUCAGUGUCUAGCGCGGGGCUGGGUGGUGUGAUUUUUGUCUUGAAAUUCGAUAUCGGAUGUCCUUUGCGAGCUAUGGAGAGUGACUUUUAUCUGCGUUACUACGUGGGUCACAAAGGCAAGUUCGGGCACGAGUUCCUGGAGUUCGAGUUCCGACCCGAUGGGAAAUUGAGAUACGCCAACAACAGCAAUUACAAAAAUGAUGUUAUGAUCAGAAAAGAGGCCUAUGUACAUAAAAGUGUGAUGGAGGAACUGAAGAGAAUAAUUGAUGACAGUGAAAUAACUAAAGAGGAUGAUGCUUUGUGGCCUCCUCCUGACCGAGUAGGCCGGCAGGAGCUUGAAAUCGUCAUUGGAGAUGAACACAUUUCUUUCACAACAUCAAAAAUUGGUUCUCUUAUUGAUGUCAAUCAGUCCAAGGACCCAGAAGGCUUAAGAGUAUUUUAUUAUCUUGUCCAGGACCUGAAGUGUUUGGUCUUCAGUCUUAUUGGAUUACACUUCAAGAUUAAACCAAUUUAGAUUGAAUAUUGGACAUAAGGAGGAAAAUCGCGCUGCAGCUCAGAGCCACGCUGGAGAACCUCACCAACCUCCGGCCGCUGGGCGAGGACUUCCGGUGGUAC
Molecule: messenger RNA, 743 nt
Organism: Fukomys damarensis (Damara mole-rat)
Lineage: Eukaryota; Metazoa; Chordata; Mammalia; Rodentia; Bathyergidae
Gene: Magoh
Product: mago homolog, exon junction complex subunit
Exons: 6
Coding region: 202-642 (146 amino acids)
Biological process (GO): RNA splicing
Cellular component (GO): catalytic step 2 spliceosome; nucleus; exon-exon junction complex
Source: RefSeq, a predicted model, not a curated record